Seminavis robusta is the source of this 4580-nucleotide messenger RNA. Lineage: Eukaryota; Bacillariophyta; Bacillariophyceae; Naviculales; Naviculaceae. The record is from the annotation of a GenBank genome assembly.
GGAUGGAGAGUACAUUGAAAACAAAUUUUGCGCGACCACGAGUCUUGUGCAUGGAACCGAAUAUCUCCAAAUUUUUCUCGUCAUUUUUGUUGUUGGAAUGAUCACAAGCCCAGCUGCAGAGACUAAACCAGCUUGUCAUUGAGACCAGACUAUUGGCGUUAGGAGGUCGAUCAGAUUAAGAUGAUCCCUGCUAAGAAAGGUUUAAAGCAGGCUCCGGCCAAUACCCCCGGGGUUGUGGAGGUGCCCCACACCAUGCCUGCUGCCAGUGUGACAGUUUAUAGAGGGUUACGGCGCUCAAAAGCCAAAGAAUCAGAGCAGUCAAGGCAGCAAGCAAUUUCCUUGGUAUCCAGCUCUCGUCAUGGCAAUGUACCAGUUUGGCGUGGUCUUCAGAAGAAUCGACAACUUCUUACAAAGGCUCUCGAUGAGGCGUCCACCGUAUCACCUGAAAAAACGAAGGCAUCCUCUGAAAUUGAGGAAAUGUCGUCGUUGUCGGAUUCUUUCGUUGAGCCAACACUGCGUUUUUCGAGAACAAGUCCUACAAGUCCUCUUAUAGUGGCCGUGCCAGUAUCGGAAGAACUUCCCUUGUAUCUUCCCCAAGCCGAGUGGGUAGAUCCAGAUGAGAUGGAACGGCGAAGACUCAGGAAAAAGAAGAAUUGUUGCUAUUGGACAUUCACAAUGCUGUUCCCUAUCUUCCCAAUGCUUCUUGUUCUUGGCUUGGUUAUUCUGAAGAAGCAACAGGGUGAGGUUUCUUCGGCAAGAGCACCUCAAACACCGUCCCCAACAGUUGCCGUUGUUGAGACACCGCCUCCCACAGAGAUUCCAUCAUCAACAGAUGAAUAUGUCCGAUCACUUCUUCCACCCAUCUCCUUGCAAAAAAUUGACGUAGCGCAAAGUCCUCAGAACCAGGCAUUUCGUUGGUUAUUGGAGGAUCCAUUGUUGCCCGACUAUCCUGAUUUGAGGAUCGUCCAGCGAUAUGCUCUCGCAACCAUCUAUUAUGCUUUUGGUGGCAAUGAAACCUGGUUCAACAAUUCGAAUUGGCUUUCGCAUGAUGCGCGUAUACAUGAGUGUGAUUGGUUUUCACAUAUUGUGGACCACGACAACGUGCAGCAUUCAGUGCUGAAUCUUACAGGGAGAGGCCAUGACGCGGAAGUUGUUUUCGAGGCACCGCUUGACAUUUGCCGAACCAUUGAUGACGAUCCAACCGCGGAUCAUUCUUCUGGUGGGGACAAUAGGAAGCGAGUAUACCAAGAACUGUGGCUCCAGACCAAUGGACUAAAGGGAACUGUGCCCGACGAGCUCUACUUGCUAACACACUUGAAAGUCAUCAAUCUUGGUUCCGGAAACGCUGUCCAAGGCACACUGUCCUCAAUGGUUGGAAAUCUGAAAGAAUUGGAGGUAUUAUCAUUUUCUUCUUCUCAGCUGACUUCAACACUGCCUUCAGAACUCGGAUUGGCCCGCAACUUGCGUGUUGUUGUCAUGACAUCAAACCAACUGAGUGGGACAAUUGCAACUGAAAUCUUUGGGCUUUCCCACCUACAGCAUCUAUGGCUAGAAGAGAACAAUUUCCAUGGAACUGUGGCGCCAGACAUUGAACAGCUCUCCAGCCUGGAAACUCUAUACAUGUUCUCUAAUGCCCUUCAAGGCACGUUGCCAAACGAAAUAGGAUCUUUGACCUCACUGAAGGAGCUUUCCUUGCGAAACAACAACUUCCAGGGCCACGUGCCAACCGGGCUUUCCUUAAUGUCCAACAUGACAGUUUUGUUUCUUUCGAACAAUCAGCUGAGUGGAUGGCUGCCAUCAGAGCUCGGAGUGUUGACCAAUAUGAUAGAUUUUCAGAUUAGUGGUAACAGUCUCACGUCAGGAAUCCCGACAGAGUUUGGGUCUCUCACUGGCAUGACCAAUUUGUACCUCUACGACAACAGAUUGAGCAAAUCCAUUCCCAGUGAACUCGGCUUGAUCACUUCUAUGGUGGACUUUGAGCUCCAAGGGAACCGGUUGUCAGGCAGCCUUCCAACUGAGCUGGGUUCACUAACGGCCAUAAAAUGGUUCUGGUUGUUUGGUAACAAACUGAGUGGAAGCAUUCCAAGUGAAUUGCAAAGGGCAACAUCUUUGAUUGAUUUCUCACUCUUUGACAACCACCUUUCCAACAAAAUUCCAAGUGAGCUAUCUAUGCUAAGUGGAUUGGAAUUCCUGUGGCUCCAGCAGAAUCAACUCACUGGCCCGAUACCCAGCCAGCUGGGCUUGUGUUCCUCACUGAAAUCGAUAAAGCUCUCCAACAACUCUUUGACCUCGACUCUUCCGGUCGAGUUGUCGAACAGUUUAGUGACUCUCAACACUCUUGAUCUUCGAUUCAAUCAAGGUCUAAGUGGAUCCGUCCCCACUGCAUUUUGUAAAGUCUCCGACUUUCAUUGCUCCAGGCAGCUGUGUGGUUGUCAUUGUCAUUGCACCAGCCAACUCUACGACAUCAACGACAUGAGCGACAACAACGACAACAACGACAUCGACGACACUGCAAUGGCUCCUCUGGACACAAACAGUACAAGCAUCACAAAGCAGAACAAUGCUUCUUCAGCAUUAUUGCGGAACGUUAGCCAGAGUGUCAAUGAUGACGACGGAGGAGUCCAUCCGCCCGAGACGUUGGAAAACGAAGGAAUUGGACCUUUUGACUCUGAAGAAGCCGAAGACUUCGUGAAUAAUCCUUACGAAGAAGUGCUGGCUGCCGGAUCCAAAACAGGGGUUAUGGAGGGUUUAGAACCCGAUAAGUGGAUCUUCUACUAGCUUUGCAUAGAGCAUCCUUUCAAAUGCACACAGCCUAAGCAGUUAGCUUUUUCUGUGGGAGGCUGCAAAACAUAUCGCCCCAGCCACCUCACUGCCAGUUGUUCGUGCGUGUUGAGUAGAACGAAUUUGCCGCUUGACCAGUACAUUGCGCCCAUGCAGUUGUCGGAAGAUGUAGGCCAAACCAUUCUUGGUCGCUCAAAGCAGGCGCAUAACACAUCCUCAAAACGUACCGUACAUGUACCGGUAGGUGCAACCCGAGCAUAGCUACUACUGCAAGAUUUGGGUUGGACGUCAAAUUUGUCUAUAGAUAUCGUUAGAAAACAAAUGUAACAGUCUCAACUUGAGAAUAAAUGCACCGUAGCAAAUACCAGGUACCUGGUUGUUGACGCUCUGCUUCCCCAUGUACCGGUACGCCACAAUCGAAAUUUCAAUAUGCACUCAAACGAAUUCUUGUAGAUAGAUGAAUAUCAUCCACAGUACUUGUUUGGUUGACUUGCUUGACCAGCUGCUUACUGUUCUCCACUCGAAGCCAACACUUGGUAGGACCAGUAGAUGUCCGCCAUGGCCUUUACAGCUGCCCAUGCCACCUGCUCAUCCGCUUCUUGAUCAUCCUGCGUGAUCAAACCACCGCUACUGACUCCUACAGAUCCACAGCAAGUUCCAUUCAAAAUGAGGGGAACCCCUCCGCUCAUGUGGAGGUAUGGGUAGAGGGAGACCAAGGCCGCCGAUGCGGCAUCUUGAGUUCCAGCACCAGGCCUGCCGGUGGGUCUGCCAAACAUGGAGGCCAUUUUGGCCUUGCCAACGGCCAAGUCAAAGGAUGCCGCCGUACCAAUCAUGUCGGUGUUACGCUUGACUUGAAUGGGGAUCCCGACGGUAUCCGAGAUGCAAAUGGUCACAUCCCACCCAUUGGCCUCAGCUUCGGCCUCGGCUGCAGCCAUGCCAAUGUCCGCCACAACCUGCGUCAAGACAAUGACAGAGGUUUGAAAGGCCUCCGCCACGGGGGAAUUGUUUUUGCUGCUGGCCGACUGUUUGGUGGGAGCCAAAGGCAAGGGUUUGACCCUGGGGGGAUCCAGUUCUUCGCCCUCAUCCGAGAUUGUGAAAUUGUUGUUGUUGGUAUUGUCGUCAUCGUAAUCAAAGGCACCCAAAGCAUCCGAGACUGCGGCAGCCAGUUGUUCCUUGCUCCUAGGUUCUUCAGAUGCGGACGAUUUGCCCUUGCCCAAGCGACGCGCCAUGGCUCCAAAGGGAUUCUUACGACGGCCACUCUUGCCUUUGCCAAAGGUCCUACCAUUCUUACCUCGGUGGUUGUUGUUGUUUCCAUCAUUGCCGGUUGUAUUCGCGCCAUGGUUGCUAGUUUCCUCGUCGACGUCGCCAAUGUAGUCAUUGUCGUCAUCACUAAUGGUGCUAGUGGUGCUAUUGUUGGUACUGUUGAUGGUGCUGUUGUUGCUGUGACUCAUGACGCUGGCUGUCGCAGCAGUCGCCUUGGUACUGGUAGUACUCACGGCAUCUCCGGUGGCAAAGUUGACAAUGGGAGACAACAAGGAGUUCUUGUCGGCGUUUGUGUUGUCCUCCUCUUCCGCAACAUCUUCGGCAGGAGGAUCGGGCGGAUAUUCCGCCGCCAUGGUGUCAUUGUAUCGACCCUUGAAAGAAGACAUGUUGUCCAAUCUCUAUUAGUGGUGGGUGGCAGAGAGAAAGUGAUUUUACAAGACGAGGGGCACGGCGUAAGAAUGGAUCGAGAAAGCCUUUGUUGUGUCACUUGGGGAGCUAUUGUGAACAGACUUACUCGUUUGAUACGAUGCCUGGGA